Lutzomyia longipalpis is the source of this 1988-nucleotide messenger RNA. Its product is annotated as bestrophin-2-like. The coding region runs from base 273 to 1928 and encodes 551 amino acids. NCBI's taxonomy places the organism in Eukaryota, Metazoa, Arthropoda, Insecta, Diptera, Psychodidae. The transcript has 5 exons. The record is from RefSeq and is a predicted model, not a curated record. Gene Ontology annotation, molecular function: chloride channel activity.
UUAACUUUCUUUCUUUUUAUUUUAAUUUUUUACAUUCCUUUUCUGCUUUUAAAAGAGCUUCCAUUUUCAAAAAAGAAGUUUUGAAGCUCUCAUGAAAAAAAUUAAUAUAAAAUAAUUUGAUCUCAAAUCAGAGGAUUCACAGAAAUCUCGCAGAAUCUUGAAGAAAAUUAUUGUUUGCGAAGAAAAAUUAUUGAACAUUCAGAAAUAAAACUAAAAAAUCAAUUCUUCCGAAGCUGAUUGAGCAGUUUAACUGCAGCAACUGUUUCAUCAGGAUGACCAUCACGUAUACAGCAGAGGUUGCCACAUGCAGAGGAUUCGGAUGCUUCCUCAAGCUCCUGCUAAGAUGGCGCGGAAGCAUCUACAAACUAGUAUGGCUAGAUUUGGUUACAUUUCUCUCCAUUUAUUACACAUUUAAUAUUAUCUAUCGCUUUGUCUUGGAUGAAGAGCAAAAGAAUUACUUUGAAGGCUUGGUCAUUUACUUCAACUCCUACACAAAUCUCAUUCCUCUCUCCUUCGUUCUGGGCUUCUACGUCUCAAUGGUGAUGACACGAUGGUGGGAUCAGUACCUAACAAUUCCUCUACCCUUUUCCAUCUCUGUGCUUGUUAGUGCAAAUAUUCACGGACAGGAUGAAGGAGGACGUUUAAUGAGACGAACUAUAGUCCGGUACGUUUGCCUCUGCAUUACAAUGGUUUUCAUAAAUAUCGCUCCGCGUGUGAAGAGGCGCUUUCCAACGCUCCAGCAACUCGUAGAGGCUGGGCUCCUCACGGAUAACGAACGUGCAAUAAUAGCAAACAUGAAUGAACGUUUUCCGCGUACUUCAAAGCACUGGAUGCCAAUAGUUUGGGCAGCAAGUAUCGUGACGCGUGCCCGGAAAGAAGGAAGAAUACGUGAUGAUUUUGCCGUAAAGUCAAUGAUUGAUGAAUUAAAUAAAGUCCGCCUAAAAUGCGGGAAUCUUGGUGAAUACGACACCAUCAGUAUACCUCUCGUGUACACGCAAGUAGUCACCAUAGCUGUCUAUUCGUACUGCUUUGCAACCAUUAUGGGUAGUCAGUGGCGUGACUAUGAUGACGAAAUUAAUGGCUUCUCAAUUCCACUGAAUUUCCCCUUUUUCGCAACCCUCCAAUUCUUCUUCUACAUGGGAUGGCUGAAAGUGGCUGAAGUCCUCAUUAAUCCCUUUGGGGAGGAUGAUGAGGACUUCGAAGUGAACUGGAUGGUGGAUCGGAAUCUCCAGGAAACAUACAUGAUUGUCGAUUUGAUGCACGAUGAACACCCGGAUCUGGUUAAGGAUCAAUACUGGGAUCAAGUCUUCCCUAGCGAACUACCUUACACAGAGGAAACAAAAGAAUUCCGCGAACAACCACCGAAAUCAUCAACUGCUGACAUUGAAGUCCAGAAAACACCUUCGAAGACUUCAGUGGACAAUAAAACGAUCGAUGACAACGCGGAUAAAAACCAAUUAGGAGCACACAAUGAAUCCACAACGAGCGAUCCCGACUCUGUGAAUCUUGAGAAUAUAGUCACUUUAGCCCUAAAGCGUUACUUCAGCCGGGAAGAAAGCCAAUCGAGUAAGGAAGAAGCGCCUAAAACGGACCUUGAUGAAAUUCUCACAGCUUUAACAUCCUCUGAUCAGCCUCCUCCUACCACGUCUUCAGCAGACAAUAACCUCAACAAGUCGAGAAGUGAGAACAAUGACGAUUCCACAAAAGAAGGAUGCAGUAAACAGGAAGAUACCAAAAUGGCGGAACAAAAUGGCGAUGAUGAAUUUGAAAAAUUGCGCUUGGAACGUGAAAGAGAACGCCAAGAGCGUAAGAAGCAGCAGCAAAUUACUCUUGAAUCACUUAACAUACCACAAGGAUCCAUGGAUGUAGAUGCAUUGCUUGAGCAGCUUGUGACAAAUAUUACGGAGCAGGUUAAUCAGCGCCUCUAGAGGAAAAUUUCACAAUGUUUAAAAUAGCCGUUUAACCAAUAAAAAUUUCCUUCAUUUCAA